Messenger RNA from Symphalangus syndactylus (siamang), 5437 nucleotides. It is a transcript of the gene LRRIQ1, whose product is annotated as leucine rich repeats and IQ motif containing 1. Gene Ontology annotation, molecular function: protein binding. NCBI's taxonomy places the organism in Eukaryota, Metazoa, Chordata, Mammalia, Primates, Hylobatidae. The record is from RefSeq and is a predicted model, not a curated record.
GCGCUGUCUUACAACAAAGCCAAGGAAUCUCGCUGCUGAGGGUUCUGUGCUUUAUUAUGAAGAAUAAUGGACAGCGAUGACGCAAAGCUCAAAGCAGAAAUAGAAGCUGAAUUGGAUAAACUCAGCAUUUCCUCCUUGGAAAAAGAGGACAUUGAGAAUGAUUCAAAAUCAGAAACCCAGAGUGAUGAUAGUGAUACAGAUUCAGUUGAAUUACCAGAAUCAGUUCUUCAUUGUAUUAACAUCAUAAAGAACAGGAGUAAAGCUGUUGAAGAGCUCAUUCUUCAGGACCUGGAAGAUACUGAUAUUUUGAGCUGUAGUUAUGGAGCAGUUUCUAAUAAUCAUAUGCAUUUAAGGACAGGACUAUCAACUGAAUAUGAAGAGAGUUCAGAGCAAUUAAUUAAGAUAUUAUCUGAAAUAGAAAAAGAAGAAUUUAUGGGAAGUAAAACCGAUUGUGCCAGUCCUGAUUUUGUUCCUGAGCCUAGUCCUCAUGACUUGCCUGUGGAUGAACGUGUUUUACCAGAUGAUGCUGAUAUAAAUUUUGGAUACUGUGAAGUGGAAGAAAAAUGUAGACAAUCUUUUGAGGCUUGGCAAGAGAAACAGAAGGAAUUAGAAGAUAAAGAGAAAGAAACUCUUAAAGCUCAGAGGGAUAGAGAAGAAAAACAAUUUCAAGAAGAAGAAGAAAAGCGACAUUGCUGGAUGAAACAAUUUAAAAUUGAAAAGAAGAAAUUAGAGAAUAUUCAGAAGCAAGAACAGGACAAGAUGAAUGAUGAACUCUAUAAAGAAGAGAAAAUUUGGAAAGAAAAGUUUAAACAGCAUGAGGAGUAUAUUAGAAACUUGCAUUUACAAAUGGAAGAAGAAAGAACAAGAUUUAAAGACCAACAAGAAAAAGAAAAAAAAUGUUUGUUAAAACAGCAGAAUAAUGCAGCUGUUAAAAUUCAAGCUAAAUAUAAAGCAUUUGUAGCCUAUCAAAAAUAUGGCCCAAUUAUUAAAGAGCAAAUUGAAAGUAAGAAAAGGAAAGCAAAAGAGUGGAAGGAAAAGGAAGCAAAAAUACGGCAGAAGGAGGAAGAAAAUCGAAAAAGAUUACAGGAGGAACAAAGGAUAAAAGAAGAGAGCAAAAAGCAAAAGGAAGAGGAAAGGAAAAGGAGAGAAAAAGAAUAUGAAGAAAAAAAGAAUAUUGUGAAACAAGAAAGAGAGGAACUAAUAAGAAAGGAAAAAAUAAUAUUAAGAGAAGAUGCAAGCCAACAGCUAAUAAUAAGUAGUGCAUUAAAGAAGAGAGGAUAUAAUAACAAACAUUCAAGUCUUGAAGAUAUUUCAAAUGAUAAGGGUGAUAUAGCCAAAAAUCUAGUGCAUGAAAAUUCAAAGAAGCAGGAAGAUGUUCUCCUUUGGCUGGUUGAGGAAUCAAAUAUGAAAGAAAACGUAGAGAGACAGACUAUAUUAAAAGAAUCAAUACAAGUAAAAUUAAAAGAAUCUAUAUCAAGCCAAACAAUUCUGGCAGAUUUUAAAAUGGAAGAAAAAAAUGAAAACCUAGCAAAAAAACAAUGUUCAGAAGAAUUGGCCAAGCAAGAAAGAAAAUAUGAAAAUAUAGAUAACAAAACUGAAUUGGGAAACUCUGAUCUAAAAGGAAAUCUGAAAGAACAGUUUCUGCUGCAAGAAUUAAAGUCUGAUGCACAAAAAGAAGAAAUCAUGAAACAUGUCAUAAAUGAGAAUACAGGACAAAAAACCCAGAUAAUAUUAGGACAUAACCAAGAAAUCAAUGAGGUGAAAACCAAUGAGGCACAGAAAAUAAUCAAAGAUAUUCCACAGAAAAAGAUACAAAAAGUAGAAAAAGAAGAGAUACAAGAACAGAAUGGAUUAUUAUAUAAAGAUAAGGAUACUUUAGUUAUUUCAAUGAAACAAAAAUCACUCUCACUAACAUCAGAAAAUUCCGAAGAUGUAGGAGAAAACGUAAUAUUAGAAGAAAAAGAAAUUUAUUCAAAAUCCAAAGAAAUUGAGGACAACCCAAAAGACAAUGCUUGGAAUAGAGGCAUUGUCAUUUUUAACACAACUGAUACCAUGAUAGAUAUAGAAGGCAAAAGAAAUGACCAAGAUUAUGUGUUAGGUAGACAUGCUCCUUGUGAAGACUUGAGUGACUAUAAUGCAGAAAGCUCCAUGGUAUCUAAAGAAGUAAAUGCUCUUAAAUCUGAGAUUAGAAAAAUUUCAGAAAAAUGCCAUGAAAAUGGACCUGAACCUGAAAGCAUGACCUGCUCUGUAUCAGAGUCAACCCUUCUAUAUUCUAUUGAAGAAAAAAGACUAGCCUGGAUAAAAUCAUUUAAACCUUGGCUUGAAAUUUUCAAGCAAAAUCAAGAAAAGAAAAUUGUUAGAAGAAAGAGACCUGUGAAAUGCCUAGCCAACAUGACACCCGCUUUGGAUAAACUGGAAAUUCUUCGAUGUGGCCCUUGGGAUACUCUACAGCAGGUUACAACAGUUACAUUUCAAGAUUUGCCAGGCUGUGGUCUCUCUACACUGGCAGAGUGUACAAAUCUUCAGUUUCUAUCCCUUCGACGCUGUGGAUUAACUUCUUUGCACAGCCUGAGUAAUUGUAAAAAACUUAAGUACAUUGAUGCACAGGAAAACCGUAUUGAGGCGAUUGAGUGUGAAAAUUUGGAAAAUCUCUGUGUUGUUCUUCUUAAUAAAAAUCAACUGACUUCUCUUCAUGGUUUGGAUGGCUGUACUAAUAUUCAGUGUCUUGAACUGUCACAUAAUAAAAUUACUCGAAUUGGAUAUUCCUUCUUUCUGGAAGAAAACCUUGUUGACAAUACAGGGGUCUGCCAUCACUUGGGCACAUCCACUUCUUACUUAUCCCUCGCACAAGUCUGGAUUCCAACUGGAUUAUGUUGGUCCCGGAUAUCUAUUACUUCACUUACAAAAAAUUCAGAUUGUAAUUUCCUUAUCUCCCACUUAUACUGGAAUUGUGGUUUAGAAUCUUUGAAAAAUCUUCAACAACUAAUUUUGGAUCACAAUCAGUUAAUUAGUACAAAAGGUCUUUGUGAUACACCUACCAUUGUAUACCUAGAUUGCUCCCAUAAUCAUCUUACUGAUGUAGAGGGCGUUGAAAAUUGUGGAUUGCUCCAAAUAUUGAAGUUACAGGGAAAUUAUCUGAGUGAGCUUCCAUCCUUGGAGAAUCUUGUUUUACUAAGAGAAUUGCACUUGGAUGAUAACAGCAUUUCAACUGUGGAAGCAUUUUCUUCAUACUGGCUGCCUUUACUACAAAAUAUUACUAUCUCUCAAAACAGCUUGACCAAAAUUGUACCACUUUUUCAUUUUGUUUCAUUGGAAAAGCUAGAUGUCAGCCACAAUUGUCUUUCUGAUCUUAAAAGUGCCAUAAAAUGGUUUGAUGCAUGCUAUUCUCUCCGUGAAUUGUCUCUCACUGGAAACCCACUUCUUCAAGAAACAAACUGGAGGGAUUCUCUACUUAAAGUGUUGCCUGCUCUGAGAAUCCUUAAUGGCAAUAUGCUAAACUCUAAUUCAGAAAGCCGCACUGAAGAACACAAUCAACUGGAAUCAGCAGGUUUCCUUGCACUUUGUCAGUCUCAGAUUCGAGAAUUCAACUUGCUAAUUGAAAAUUAUAUAACUGGAAAAGGAGAUGUAUUUACCUUGGAUACUGCAGAAAACCUCUGUCAUUAUUUUAAGAAAUUGAUGAUACUUAGUACUGAAUACCGACAUGCACACGAACGAGGGGAUGUAAGUAUCAUGAAGAAAGAUGAAUCAGAAGCCCAGAAAAAUCAUUUGGCCCCUAUAAACAGUGACAGCACUCUGCAAAAUGGAGUCUUCUACUCUUGUGCACAUGAAGGUAAUCCAGACUCACCAGAUAUUCCUGAGAAAUUGAUGGACUCUGUCUCCAGCCACUCCCCAUUAAGCAACUCCUCCACAUGUGAAAAUAUGGAAGGAAGACAUCAGGAAAUAUUAGUAUGUCAGAAGAGAGAAGACAGCAAGGCAAGCAGUAUUCCCACCAUGAGAAGCCCAUUUAAGGAAGUAGUAAUGACAAAUUCUUUGCUGAGGAAUCACCAAAAUAUUGAGCCUAGUGAAAAAAUUAUGGCAGCUGUUGUAAUCCAGUCAUACUGGCGUGGUUACCUCAUGCGCAGACAGAUUCAUUUCUCCACAAGGCUACAUACUGCUGCAACAGAAGGCCUGCCAAAUUCUUCCAUCAAGAAUCAGACAAUUUUAAAGAAAAGAAAAAGAGAAAAUAUUGUCAAUAUCCAAAAACAGAGGGAGAAGGCUGCUAUUCUUAUUCAGGCAGUUUGGAAGGGCUUUAUUUUGCGAAAGAAACUGACAACAGCUCUAGAGGCUAUUAAGAAUGAAGAAUCCGAUGAAGAAUACAGAGAAAUAGAUUUAGAGGAUUUUACAUUUGAUGAAGCUGCCUUAGAAGAAGAAUGGCUAGAAUUAGAUUCCACCCGCUUCCCUUCACAAACACUGCUUCUUUCAAACCAGCUGCAUUGGCCAAAGGUUCCUGGAAACUUAAAAUGGGUUGAUACUUCAUUUAAUUUACCAAGUAAUCCAGCUCAAGCAUGGUUAUGUAAUGACAAAGAAAAUUUGUCUUCUUCAGAACACACACAAUUUAAUAGCAGAUCAGAAGAUAAAACUUCUUCCUGGUCACCUGAAUCAAAGACCAGUAGAAAGAGUUUGCUAAAAUCUGAAAAAGAAAAAAAAAUUUCAGAAGAAUGGGGCUUUAAGGAUAUUUCUACUGCUCAGCAAAUGUUGAAGAGGGCACAGAAAAUGAAAUCAAAGAAACUAAAGAAAAGAAUAGAUUCCACUGUGCGUCUAGCCUUAUUCAAAAACAAUGAAAAUAAAGUGUCUGUUCCAAAAUCACCAGAGAAGGUACAGCCAAGAAGAGAUGGUUACUUUGAAGGUAUAGAAGAAGACUCUAUCCACAAAGAUACCACUGCAAGUGAAAAAUUAGAAAGGAAUAGAGAAUACAGAUACCAAUGGCUUCACACACAGGUUGGGGUUCAUGAAACGACUAGUUCCAGAAAUAUGAAAUGCAAUCACUUUUUGCCUGAGUUAGAUCCAGAUGUACUUAAUGGUGGAAGAGUUCAGCUUGUGGCAAGACUUGUAAGCAGAGAAGACACGGAUUUAGGCCUUUUUUCCGUGACCAGUGGAAGUGCUUUGUCUGUGAACAGAGAAAAAAAAAAUCAGGCACACAGACACUCAGCAGGAUCUUCAAGUAAGUUGUGGUUUCCUUCAAAAUUAAUUUAGAAAUCACAAAUGAAUUGAUGGAACCUAAUGCCAACAAGCAUUCUUUUUCAGAUAGGGCGUAGGAUGCCAGCAACCUGAACUGCCGAAAAAUGUGUAUUUAAAUUUUUUCUUUCUUUAAAUAUCCUCUUUUGAUAUAAACAAAAUUAAAUUAUUUCUAAAAUUAACUGCAUCAGUUUUUAAUUGUAUUUGUAUUCGAUAUCUUCUG